ACGCCGCUCGCCCGCCACAGCCACAGCAGCGACUCCGCAGCCCGACCGACCCUCUGCUACUUCCGCUACUGCCCGUCAGUCGCCCGUCAGAUCGCAAAGAUGUCGCAGUCCCGCCCUCUGGCGCUUCUGGUGCUGUCCGCCGCCGUGGUCGCCCUGCUGCUGGUGGUGACCGCCCCCACCCCCGCAGAGGCGCAGCAGGCCGCCGCUGAUGGCAACAAGUUGGAGGGACUGGCCGACGCCCUCAAGUACCUGCAGGAGCUGGACCGCUACUACUCUCAGGUCGCCCGCCCCAGCCCUCGCAGCGGGGGUGGCGCGUCGCUGUCGGUUCGCUCCCCCCUGGACACGCUGAGCAUCGCAGAGCACCUCCGCGGCGUCGAGAAGAUGGUCCGCAUGCUGCAGCUGCAGGAGUACGACCGCAUGUACACGCCGCGCAACAGGCCCAGAUUCGGAAAGCGCUCCGAACUCCGACCGGAUGUCGUCGAUGAUGUCAUCCCGGAGGAAACGAGUGCCGACAAGUUCUGGCGGCGUUUCGCCCGCAGGAGGUGAACCAUCUUCAGGACAGAGACGACUGCGUCGCUGGUUCCAGCACUCCCACCCUCUAACACCCUGGACAACCCUGCAGUCCCAUAAGGUUUUCUCCUGGACUACCGUCUGCAAUCACCGAUGUCAUCAACAUUCCUAACAACGAAUGCUCAGUUUUCCGUUGUUUUAUUGUCUCAGUAAACUGUUUUCUGUUUAGCGUCUUUCAUGGUCUACUGUAACUAUUGAAUUGUAGGGAAGAUAAUAUUAUCUACCCAAUUUUGUUAAAUCAGUACAUCAUGUUUUCGUUUACCAUUAUGUAAAUCACUUCGAAAUGCAAAAUGAUCUGUGCACAUUUCAUCAAAGACUCACCAUCAGGUAUAUCUGAUGCUUACUAUGUAUUACGCUACCUCAUGAAGACAACAAUAAUUUAUUCUUCAAAGCGUUUUUGUUACAGUAAACGAUUAAACAAUUGCAGAAUGCAAAUACCUUUCUCACUAGUUACACAUUUGGCAGAGCAAGAAUCCACACAAUAAUUUUUUACCCAGCGAGAAAUUAAUACGAAAACAACUCUUUGAUUCCUAAGUUUUAUGUCCAUUACAUUAUGGUCACUAUACUUAUUUAUAAAUUUGUUUGUAUCUGGUGAUUUUAUGUAGAGCUAAGAUACGAGUUGAUCAAAUUCGUUACAUUUCCUACUUCCGUUGAACACACAUACACAUUAUCUACGACACAUUCAGUCUUGUACAAUAGAAAAAGAUUGGAAGGAAUCAGUCAAUUAAAAUAUCUUCUACUUGUGUACACCAGUUCAUACAAUUACAUCGCAAAUGAAAUAUUUCAGAUUCAUAAUAAAAAUGUAUUUCCCCUUGUUUAGUAAGAUUGUGAACCUCUGAAAACUUUUCGAGAACAGUGUUUUUAGUUUUUAAUGUCCAGGAGAAUUCCCUUAGAUGAAAGAUCUGUAUACUAUGUUCCCUAUUAGAUAAGACAAAAGUAUUAAUUACCUGUAUUAGAAUACUUAAUAAACCACCACUAGUGGCUGUUAUUGUUUAUACCCAAUGUAACUGUAUCAAAAAACUAAUAAUAAUAAUAAAAAUAAAAUAAUGUAGCCAACCUAACCUGUUGAUCAGCGAUGCACGAAGUCGCCUAUACGUAAAUUUUACCCUGUUUGUGGUGGUUAUAUGUUAUUCUGAAAUUAUAGAACUGUGUUACUUUCAUCAGCAGCAUGUGUACUGACAUGUGGAUUUAAGAAAAUAAAACAGUAUUUAUUGGUAA
Schistocerca cancellata (South American locust) is the source of this 1788-nucleotide messenger RNA. Its product is annotated as neuropeptide F-like. The coding region runs from base 100 to 546 and encodes 148 amino acids. The record is from RefSeq and is a predicted model, not a curated record. The transcript is spliced from 5 exons. Lineage: Eukaryota; Metazoa; Arthropoda; Insecta; Orthoptera; Acrididae.